Messenger RNA from Aspergillus saccharolyticus JOP 1030-1, 1150 nucleotides. Its product is annotated as EXPERA domain-containing protein. The coding region runs from base 107 to 796 and encodes 229 amino acids. The transcript is spliced from 4 exons. Gene Ontology annotation, biological process: sterol biosynthetic process. Lineage: Eukaryota; Fungi; Ascomycota; Eurotiomycetes; Eurotiales; Aspergillaceae. The record is from RefSeq and is a predicted model, not a curated record. Gene Ontology annotation, cellular component: membrane; endoplasmic reticulum. Gene Ontology annotation, molecular function: C-8 sterol isomerase activity; cholestenol delta-isomerase activity; steroid Delta-isomerase activity.
GGUUAUUCAGCUCUGCAACUAAACCACCUACUACAGGGGAUUUUAAGGCUUCAAGGCUAAGAAAUCCUGCCAGUUCUCAAUCAUCUCGACCAACAGUUGCAACCAAAUGGAGCUUCCGACCCCCUCCCAUCCAUUCUAUCCCAUUGACGCACUCAUCAAGGACUACGCGCCUAAUGAGGCUCCGUUGCUCACCAUCCUGACCACAGCCAGCCUGGGUAUGACGGGCUUGCUGGGGGCUACUUGGAUGCUGACCGGCUUCAAACGACCUCAAAUACCCACAAAAGACCGAAUCGCCAUUCUGUGGUUUGUGUGCUCUGGGUUUCUGCACUGCUUCUUCGAAGGAUACUUCAUAAUCCACCAUAACCACAUGGCAUCCGCUCAAGACUUCUUCGGGCAGCUCUGGAAGGAAUAUGCCCUGUCUGAUUCGCGGUACAUGACCGCAGACACGCUCGUUCUCUGCAUGGAGACCAUCACGGUGCUGGUCUGGGGCCCCUUAUGCUUCCUGGUCGCAUAUUUGAUUGCGAGGCACCACUCUCUGCGUCACCCCUUUCAGAUCAUUGUCUGCAUGAGCCACCUGUAUGGCGAUGUUCUGUACUAUGCCACCAGCUUAUUCGAUCACUACGUGCAUGGAAUUGCCUACUGUCGUCCCGAGGCUUUUUAUUUUUGGAUCUACUACUUCUUGAUGAACUUCGUCUGGAUCGUGGUUCCAUUCUAUUAUCUCUGCCAGAGCAUGCGGAGUAUAUCCGCGGCUUUUACGGCUCUGGAAGCAAGAUCGGCACAACACAAGGCGCGAUAGUAUCUCAGAAAAUAGGUAUGAUGUCAUUGUGAUCUGGGCGGUUUUGGAGAACCGGGGGUUGGUGGGUGAAGGGAAUUGGAUAAGUUACCGCGAGCCUCGCUAGGCCCGACUUGCUGCGCGGGGUGGUUCUAGGCUGGGGGAAACAACCUUUAAGUGCAUCAAGAAAAUUUAAAUUUAGCGAGGAGGAUCAAUAUUCCGGCCAGGAACUCGACACAUGCCAUCAUGAUUGCUCAGAUGGAGAGGGGAUCUGUAUCAAUCUCGCUCACGUCGUCACGAUUGACAGCACUGAGUUGGGAUCGGGAUAAACACUUAGCACCGAUUGCAUGACAACGCAGAGAAAGCAAUCACUAGGUU